UAUAAAUCUCAUUUUGGAAAAAUGGACCCUUAUGACGGGUUUUGUGGUCCAGGGUCACAUAUGAUCCCUCGGCUCACUGAAGACUGGCAGUAGAUCACGAAAGAGCCAUAUUCGGCUUCAUAAGCAGCUGUUUGUAGUGCGAGAGCAUAGUUGGCAUGUAUUGCUGUUGACAAAUUUGGCCGCGCCGAGAUGAUGUGCUACUGCUAAAUCUUGAAGGGCGGGGCUUCGGAUAUACAGGGGGCGUGGUUAACGAAACCUAACUUUCAGAGCGGUCGACGCCGUCUCUGCCAAAUAAGCACCAGCAUUCAAGAUGUAGGAUCUGGGAAAAUAUAGAGUCGACUAUCCUGAAUAUUGGGUGAUUUGUCAUAUGACGUUUUAAUGCUAGAAUGAAAUGUAUAGAGAGAGAGCCAUAUAAAUCAGAUCGUUUGUUACCUCAUUAGAAAUGCUUGUACAUUGAACAUCAUUUGUAUAAAAAUAUUAUUGUACACUGUAUAGCACUCCAACUGUAAUUUUACUGUACAAACGUGUUACGUGUUGUGAAUUAGUACUGAUGGGUACAUUAUUGUUUUAUCGUUGUAUACUUUUGCAGGGUAAAUCUAAACGUCAUGGCAUCUAGAGCUAAAUCUACUACAAUCCACAAAGACACUUGAUGAGGAAAUGCUCUAGAUUUCGCUUGCUGCAGUUUAAUGAACCAUUUCAUGUUCAUUUGUUUCUUUUGGGUGCGCAGUUACUGACUGACCUGGUGUUUGUAGUUUGAAAUGAAAUAUAACGUUCAUGAAAAAGGUUUGGAAAACCUGGAAAGGAGCGUGUGUUAUUUCUGGCGCCGCCCCCCCGUCUCGUCUGAUGUACCGGAAGCGGAAGCGCUCGACGCACCGUCGUGACGUCACAACAGCAUGGCGCGCGCUCACUCGAAACAAACAGGGCGCAGACGCUGCGCAGCACGAGAAUCGCACGUUAGAGGGGCAUGGAUCUGAGCGGAGGAUCCGCGCUCGGCUUGUUCACCUGUGAGCUGUGCGAGAUGUCCAGCCCGUACAGCUUCUACGGGCAGAAGCCGCCAAACACGAGAGCGAUAGUGCUCUUGGAGGAAUGUUACGGCAUGAAGGACCCCUUCAGCCCAGAGAGAGAAAAGUUUCUUGUUUUAGGAUCCAAGUGCUGUCUGUGCAGCAAGACGGUGUGUGUGGGAAUGGACUGCAGUCUGUUCUACACCAAGCGCUUUUGUUUGCCCUGUGUGCGGGCUCACCUUCAUCAGUUUCCAGAACAGGUUCAGAACGAGGUGCUGAGGAAAAAGAGCGUCCAGAAGAUGUCCUCUUCAUGAUGCUAGAAUGAUUUAGUCAGGACACUAGUGAGCCAUCUGGCCAGACACACAAUAUGAACAGUUUGUGGUUUUUUGUUAUUAGAUUUGUACUUGUCUUGCGCAACUGGAGGCAGCAAAGCAUGUUUUGAUUAAAAUCAUUUCUGUGCUGUCAUUGAUUUUUCCUGAGUUUUAUGAUGGCGAUAAAUGCCUUGUGUUGCAUGUAGAAGCUAUAAAAGAAGUGAUUGAUGUGUAUGCUUGUCAUUGGUUGUGAUUACUUGAUGACUGAAAAGAAAAAGUGAUGAUGUAGGUGAGUCUCAAACGGUUGUUGGACUGCAAACCUGUAUGUGAGCAUGAGCAUGCAAACACUACCACACUUCCGGACCUGCCUUCUUCCAGAUCGUUCUGGCCUUAAGUUGAGCCUGAGUAAACCUGACUUGGUUGCAAAAAUCACAGGUAAGUAGUGAAGUACAAGUUCCAGCACAUGCACAGUUGGAGAUCUGUGGCUCAGUGAUCUGAGCAUUGGCAGACAAUGCCAGAGGUCCCUGGUUCAAAUCCAAACAGCUUUCCACAAUUAAUCAAUUGCAGUGGGUGGAGUUGACCAGACCGAGGAGUGAGUGGUGAGCUCAGCUGAGUGGAUUGGCAAAUAAAGUGAUCUUCCUUGCCAAAGCAAAAGAGCCAACGUCCAAGCGACCGAGGCGAACUGCUGUCCAGAGACGAGUU
This is a messenger RNA of Sinocyclocheilus grahami, 2014 nucleotides long. It is a transcript of the gene cdpf1, whose product is annotated as cysteine rich DPF motif domain containing 1. The record is from RefSeq and is a predicted model, not a curated record. Lineage: Eukaryota; Metazoa; Chordata; Actinopteri; Cypriniformes; Cyprinidae. The transcript has 4 exons. The coding region runs from base 965 to 1315 and encodes 116 amino acids.